Molecule: messenger RNA, 777 nt
Organism: Aspergillus terreus NIH2624
Lineage: Eukaryota; Fungi; Ascomycota; Eurotiomycetes; Eurotiales; Aspergillaceae
Exons: 1
Coding region: 1-777 (258 amino acids)
Source: RefSeq, a predicted model, not a curated record
AUGGAUCGAUGGCAGCGCAAUCUCCGCAUAAUCCACCAGAUUAGCGAAUUUGUCGACCUCGACGCCCACGGAUCCGACCGCGUCGCCGAUCUGAUCGGUCUGAUAGACGCCAUGCGCGAAGGCCUCAUGCAAAUCGACGAGCAGCUCUGCAUCGCAGACGCUCCGAUCAACAUGCUCUUUCUCACAAAGCUGAAGGCCCGUCCGCAGUGGGCCGCCUGGGCUACUGCCAUGCUGCAGGACGGCGCUGCCGAUCGCUUGACCUUCCGCGAACUGGCGGAUCGGGCGCUGCAGCGGGAGACGGACCCGGCGGGAGCGUCCGGGACGGGGACAGAGGGUGGUCACCGCGCGGACGGUGAGGCAUCAGGUGUGGAUCCGCGGCGAACGCUCACGCAGGAAGAUAUCAAUGCCUUUGUUGUGAGACAGAUGCGUCGGAGCCAGUCGGGGCGCGGCCACGCCAAGCGGCCGAGCCAGGAGGAAAUCAAUGACUAUGUGGUGCAGCAGAUGCGGCGCGAUCAGGAGAUGACGACGAGGACGCGGAGUUAUAGUCAGCCGGAGCCGAGAUCGCAGCAGGCGCCUGCGCGAGCGCGUCAGGACCGCCGUCCGAGACCGCGGUGUACGUUCUGCGGGGAGGCGUCCCAUCAAGUAGGCCACUGCUGGCGGCGAUGGAGGGUUGCGGUGGAAGCACCGCAGGGACAGUUUGUACCGAAACGGGUGGAGUUCCGGUCAGAGAUCCCUGGGCAGCCGCCUAUAUAUCGGUCUGGGUUUAUGCUGUAUUAG